Messenger RNA from Echinops telfairi (small Madagascar hedgehog), 1020 nucleotides. Its product is annotated as olfactory receptor 52Z1-like. The record is from RefSeq and is a predicted model, not a curated record. Gene Ontology annotation, cellular component: membrane. The coding region runs from base 1 to 1020 and encodes 339 amino acids. The transcript is spliced from 2 exons. NCBI's taxonomy places the organism in Eukaryota, Metazoa, Chordata, Mammalia, Afrosoricida, Tenrecidae. Gene Ontology annotation, molecular function: G protein-coupled receptor activity; olfactory receptor activity. Gene Ontology annotation, biological process: G protein-coupled receptor signaling pathway.
AUGUACUGUCAGCGCUGUCUCUUUUCCGGAAAUGUGAGUUCUCUCUCUGUUUCUCAUGUAACAGAUUUGGGGCACCUCUCUCUAACAUCCAACUACACAUCCACCAAACCCACUACUUUUCUGCUGACUGGCAUCCCAGGAUUAGAAGAUUUCCACUUCUGGAUUUCUAUUCCUUUUGGCUUCAUGUACCUUUUGGCUGUGUUAGGCAACGGCCUAGUUUUAAUGGUAGUUGUCUGGGACAGGAAGCUCCAUGAGCCAAUGUAUCUCUUCCUCGCAAUGCUGGCAUUCAAUGAUAUUCUACUCUGCACUGUCACGGUUCCUAAAAUGCUUCACAUCUUCUGGCACGGUCCGUCUCCAUCUAUGUUUUCGGCCUGCCUUACACAGAUGUUCUUUGUCCAUGCUCUCUUCCUGUCUGAAUCUGCUGUCCUUCUGGCCAUGGCCUUUGACCGAUAUGUGGCCAUCUGUGAACCACUUCACUAUGCGACACUACUCACAGGCUCACUCAUUGUCAAGGUGGGCCUGGCUCUAGUGGUCCGAAGUGUGGUGGUAGUCACCCCUGGUGUUCUCCUCAUUCUUCGGUUGGAGUUUUGCCGAACCAACAUCAUCCAUCACACCUACUGUGAAAAUAUGGGCAUUGCCAAGUUGGCCUGCAAUAGCAUUGUCCUCAAUAGCAUUUAUGGGCUCACUGCUGCUCUUCUCACCACUGGACUGGAUUUUGUCUUCAUCUCUAUCUCGUACUGGCUAAUUUUGCAGACAGUAUUCCAACUACCUUCAAGAGAAGCUCAGACAAAGGCUUUUGGAACCUGUGGAACACAUAUUUGUGUCAUCUUGAUAUUUUAUACUCUAGCCUUUUUUUCCUUCUUUACCCAUCGCUUUGGGCACCAUGUGCCAAGGCAUACUCUCAUACUUCUGGCAAAUCUCUACUUAUUGGUACCACCUACCAUGAACCCCAUUGUGUAUGGGGUAAAAACCAAAGAGAUAAGAAUGCGAAUACUAGGACUCUGUAGCCAAUCUAAAUGA